This is a messenger RNA of Notothenia coriiceps (black rockcod), 886 nucleotides long. RefSeq names its product serine protease ami-like. Gene Ontology annotation, biological process: proteolysis. Gene Ontology annotation, molecular function: serine-type endopeptidase activity. The record is from RefSeq and is a predicted model, not a curated record. NCBI's taxonomy places the organism in Eukaryota, Metazoa, Chordata, Actinopteri, Perciformes, Nototheniidae. The transcript is spliced from 3 exons. The coding region runs from base 108 to 638 and encodes 176 amino acids.
GUUAUUAAUAAUUAUUGUUCUUUUUUCACAGGCCAAAUGGAAGGCAGGUAGUGCUGGGUGUCCAUUCUCUGAGUGAACCUGAAGAGACGAAGCAGACAUUUGAUAUCAUGGAACUUUACAGUCACCCAGACUUCAAGGCGUCAAAUUAUGAUAAUGACAUUGCUUUAAUCAAGUUGGAUCGUCCAUUCAACAUCUCUGAGGCUGUUAAAGCAGUGCCAUUCCUGCAAACAGGUGGCACAAACCCCGGCAGAGAUGAAGAGGUGGACUCGGCUGGAUGGGGGUCCCAGGAUGAUCUGGGGUCCAGGCCAGACAAGCUGAAGGAGGUGGUCAUAGAGAUGGUCAGCUCAGUCCGGUGCAGACGCAGCGACUACUUUGGCAGGAAGUUCACCAACAACAUGAUGUGUGCUCAUAAAAUUUGCCCAGACCCCUGUGACCAACCUGACAAGAAGGAAGACACGUGUGAUGGUGAUUCUGGAGGUCCUCUGCUCUACAACGGUAUCGCAGUGGGCAUCACUUCCAACGGAGGAAAGAAAUGUGGCCAGAUUAAAAAGCCAGGAAUUUACACCAUCAUCUCCCUCUACACUGAGUGGAUCACCAGCACCAUGGGCCUGCAGCCCACUGAAGCAGUUGGAAGUUAAAAAAAUCCUGCUUUCACUGACGCUCUAGAGAUUGAUCUGCAAUACUGCAAACAUACAUUUAAAAAUAGAUUAUCCAUCACGUUAUAAAGGAAACAAAAAAGUACAGUUUAUCACAUUCAGAUGUCUGCCUUGAUUUCUUACUUACCGUGUAGAAUAAGUGUUUUGGAUUAACAGGCUUUAUUCUAUACUUUAUUAAGUCCUUAAAUUGAGUAUAAAUGAAAGCUGCACAAUAAAGAAAACUGAACACA